Molecule: messenger RNA, 2558 nt
Organism: Schistocerca nitens (vagrant locust)
Lineage: Eukaryota; Metazoa; Arthropoda; Insecta; Orthoptera; Acrididae
Product: sodium- and chloride-dependent glycine transporter 1-like
Exons: 12
Coding region: 48-2021 (657 amino acids)
Biological process (GO): sodium ion transmembrane transport
Cellular component (GO): membrane
Molecular function (GO): glycine transmembrane transporter activity
Source: RefSeq, a predicted model, not a curated record
GGCAGUCACCCGGCGCAGACUCCUGGGGACCCACACCUGUCGCCAGCAUGGGGAAGAAGGAGAAGAAGACGCUGAAGCUGAAGCCGGAGCCGGCGGAGUGCGUGGAGGAGCGCGGCUCGUGGGCCAGCCCCACCGAGUUCCUCAUGUCGUGCCUCACGUACGCCGUGGGGCUGGGCAACGUCUGGCGCUUCCCCUACCUCGUCUACCGCAACGGCGGAGGCGCCUUCCUUAUCCCUUACAUCAUCAUGUUAAUGGUGAUGGGUGUACCUAUCUUCUUUAUGGAGAUGGUCCUUGGGCAGUACAGUCAGCAAGGGGUUACUGUUGUCUUUACUCGGAUGGCACCCAUCUUCCAAGGAGUGGGCUUCAGUGCGCUGGUCAUAGUGCUUGUGAUCAACAUCAUCUACAUGGUGGUAGUCUCGUGGACGCUGUUCUACAUGUUCGCCUCGUUCAGCUCGGUGCUAGGCUGGGCGCGCUGCGACUAUGACUUCAACUCUGACUACUGCUACAGUGAAUGGGAGAACCAGAGGUGCAUGGAUCUCGGCGUGCCGGACGUGCCCAUGACUUUCAACAAUAGGACGUGCGUGCCGGUGGACACGCUGUGCAGCGAGCACUUCAUGGCCAUGAAGGACGCCCACACCUGCUCCAACGGAACCGCGGACGUCCCUCUGCGCUCACUCGUCAAGCGCGUGCUGUCUUCGGAGGAGUACUACAACGACUUCGCGAUGGGCAUCAAAGGCGCGACGUGGGAGCAGUGGGGCGACGUGCACUGGCCGCUGAUGGGCUGCCUGGCGCUGGCCUGGCUCAUCGCCUUCCUCUGCGUCUUCAAGAGCGUCAAGACCACCGGAAAGAUCGUCUACUUCACCGCCAUCUUUCCCUACUUCGUGCUGUUGGCGCUGCUCAUCAGAGCGGCGACGCUGGAGGGCGCUCUGGACGGCGUGCUGUUCUACGUGACGCCGCAGUGGGCGGCGCUGGGCGACGCCUCCGUGUGGGGCGACGCCGCCUCGCAGACCUUCUACGCGCUCAGCAUCGGCUGCGCGUCGCUCAUCACGCUCUCCAGCUACAGCUACUUCGGCAACAACUGCCACAGGGACGCGAUCGUGGUGUCGGUGACGAACACUCUGACGGGCUUGCUGGCGGGCUUCGUGGUGUUCAGCGUGCUGGGCUUCAUGGCGCACGAGAUGGGCGAGCCCGUGUCCGAGGUGGUCGCCUCCGGUCCGGGCCUCGCCUUCGUCGCCUACCCGGAGGCGGUGCUGCGCAUGCCGCUGCCGCAGCUCUGGUCGGCGCUCUUCUUCUUCAUGCUCUUCGUGCUCGGCAUCGGCUGCCAGUUCGGCGGCGUGGAGGCGGUGACGUGCGCCGUAGUGGACCAGUGGCCGCAGCUGCGGCGCUACCAGACGUUCGUGACGGGCGGCGUCUGCCUGGCGCACUUCGUGCUGUCCGUGCCCAUGUGCUUCGGCGGCGGCAUCUACCUGUUCACGCUGAUCGAGUGGAACGUCGUCACGUGGUCCGUCCUGCUGGUCGGCCUCGGUGAGGUGAUCGUCGUCGCCUGGGUCUACGGCGGCAAUCGAUUCCUGGACAACAUCGCAGAGAUGGGAAUGAAGCUAUGCAAGAUAACCCGCUGCUAUUGGUGGUUCGCAUGGACGAUCAUGGCACCACUUUGCGUCGUAGCGGUGUUCGGCUUCACGAUGUACAACUACGAGGCGCCCUACUACGGCGACUACGUGUUCCCCGACUGGGUGAACGUGAUGGGAAUCCUGAUCGGCACCUCCGCCAUCGUGCCGAUGCCCGUUUUCGCCGUCUACCGCGUCACACUCAGCAAAGAGAGGGGGGUGGCGCUGUUCCGGCCCACUCAGCGCUGGGGCCCCGGGGGCAAGCUGCUGCCCACCCCCAGCUCCACGUCGACGACGCCGCCGCCGGGGGCCGGCGCAGACGCCGCCUCGGCCCCCGACGCCUGCUCGAAGCACUCCGGCUCCGCCUCCAGCUACUCCGCCUACGAGAACUACGCCUUCAACAAGGAGACCUGAGCGCCACACCUGCUCCUGCCGUUGCAUCACCACAACCGCCACUCAUCCGUUACGCAGAAAUUCCACUUCCAGUCUCCGGACACUGACUACCGCACCGUCGAGCGAACUUAUAUCUUUGAGUCUGCGGCAGUCAAUAAUAUACCUAGUCACUUGCAACGUCUCGGGAAGAAAGACGCAGGCAUUAACUAGACGCUUAUCGAGAUGCUCACGUCAGACUUCGAUUAUUAAGGCAGUGGACGUGGCCUUAACUGAUCUCUCAAGACCAGUUCCUCUAUCACUUAAUACCUUACCGUGAUAUCAUGGCGGUGCUGAAUCGUAAACUUCUCGCCACUAAAAGUAUCUUCGAAACUACGAAAUUAAAAUAGUGGACUUAUGAAUGUUUUCACAUCUUAUAAAUCUUUCCUACAGGGAACCCUGGUAUUCGUUACAAUUAAAUCAUGAGAGUUUCGUUCCUCUUUUCCGACAGCAUUUUGUUCUGUUAAAGCCCAGUGUAAUUUUCAGUGGCGCCCACUGAGGUAAAAAGUCUGUGCUAACGAC